This is a messenger RNA of Pseudoliparis swirei, 2588 nucleotides long. Its product is annotated as alpha-1,3-mannosyl-glycoprotein 4-beta-N-acetylglucosaminyltransferase C. The transcript is spliced from 5 exons. Lineage: Eukaryota; Metazoa; Chordata; Actinopteri; Perciformes; Liparidae. Gene Ontology annotation, molecular function: acetylglucosaminyltransferase activity. Bases 1082 to 2446 code for a protein of 454 amino acids. The record is from RefSeq and is a predicted model, not a curated record. Gene Ontology annotation, biological process: protein N-linked glycosylation.
CCUCAGCUACCAGGGCACAGACUGAGUCCUCACACCUCUCCACUGACAUGUACUGACGAGAGAUAUCGCUGCAGCUGGUGGACCUCCGGCUCUCGGCCGAGCCGUGGUUGGUUCCGGGACCGAGAGAGGGACUCGUGACCCUCGAGUCCUCGUCGCGGAGUUUGUCCUAAACAUAGAAUAUGAAUAAGUGUCCCGCCAGCCGCUUUACGAGCCUUGUACCCUCGAGCGUGUUGGGGGGAGACCAGAUAAUUGAAUACCCGGCGUUUUUCUCCGCGGAGAUCGUUCUGAGUUCUGACAUCAUCCGGGGUGUCGCGCGCCGAGCAGAGCAGCUACCGCUGUCGAUGUGCACGCGCGGCGCUCAUCAGGCCCGAACGGUCGCAGAAUCAUAGAGAGGGAGUUCCUGAUCUCCGCCUCCCCCCCCCGGAGCACGGUCACCCUCGCUCGAGCUCCUCGUUCGCCCUCGACGAGCAAGGCGAGGAUACCGUCAACCGGGGUGACCGUCAGACGAGAGGCCGGGCAUCGUGACCCGUGGCCCCGCGUCCUCUCCGGAGCGCAGGUGGUCAGCGCCGGUGAAGCGCUGCGCGUCGCCGACGGGCUUUAAGACAGUUUUCUGCACUUCUGUCCUGAGAGCUUACUUCCCUCAAUAAAGUUACCGGUGUGAGCCGACUCGCACCUCAAACCCGCCCCCUCUCUCCCCUCCCCUCUCUCCUCUCCCCACACAAGAAUAAGCGGCGUCGCUUUUCUUUCCUCCUCCACCCGAGGCGAUCGAAUCGUUGCGCACGUCUUAACAGUGGUUACCUGUGAGUUACCUGUGGGUUACCUGUGAGUUACCUUUGGUCCACAUUUUCAUAUUCACAAGGAGGCGGUCACGGGUCAACAGUGACGACACACCUUGAUCAAAUGAAGCAAGGCCACCUGCUGGCUUGUUCCACGCCCUGCGCAUGCGCGGAGGAGCAUUGGAAGGAAGCCACCUGGGGACACUUCCUCUGGGUGAGCGCGCGAGUCCUCGUGUCCUCUGUCCUCGCCCGUGAUGCCGUAGAGGCUCUUCUCUUGAGGAGCGCGUGCCCGCAGUGUGAGGAAAAUGGGACGUCUUUCAAAGAAGAAUGUUCUGGCAGUGGUGCUCCUCAUUGGAGUGAUGUACAUUCUUAACUUCCUAUUUGCUGGCCGGAUGAUGUCACGUGACCUGGUCCCUCAGGAGUUGACCUUCGGGGCUCAGAGGUCGGUGAGCGAGGCCUCGUGGGUGGAGCGGGGCGGCUACCUGCCCCUCAACGUGACCUACCGGCUCCUGGCCGGGGCCCCGAGGGCCCCGCAGAGGUUCCUGUCCAUCGGCAUGUCCUCCGUGAGGAGGCGCAGGGGCAGCUACCUCCUCCCCACGCUGAGCUCCCUGUUCCUGCAGUCCUCCUCCGAGGAGCGCUCCUCCAUGGUGGUGGUGGUGCUGCUGGCCGACUUCGACGUCAGCUGGAGGAUCCGCACGGCGAGGGACAUCCAGACGGCGUUCGCUGUGGAGCUGGACCAGGGCCAGCUGGUGGUCCUCCAUGUUCCUCAGGACCAGUACCCCUCUGUCACAGGUCUAAAGAGGAACUACAACGAUGCUCCAGAAAGGGUCUCGUUCCGCUCCAAGCAGAACCUGGAUUACUCUUUCCUGAUCCACUACAGUGCCGGUCUUGGCAGAUACUACCUCCAGCUGGAGGAUGAUGUCUCCGCCGCAAAAAAUUUCCUGUCCGUCAUCAGGAGGCGCGUUGCCGAGCAAGAGGAGAAGAAGACCACCUGGGCCAUGCUGGAAUUCUCAGUCCUCGGCUACAUUGGCAAACUCUACAAAUCCGCCCAUCUUCCUCUCCUGGCCCGCUUCCUCUUCCUCUUCUACCAGGAAAUGCCGUGCGACUGGUUAAUGGCUCGCUUCCGAGAGUUGCUGACACAAAAGGAACCGAUCGUAUUCAAACCCUCCCUGUUCCAACAUAUGGGGACGUACUCCUCGUUCCAAGGGACACACAACAGGCUGAAGGACAAGGACUUCGACGAGGAGUCCUCCACCAACCCUCCAGCCCAGGUUUACUCCGACAUGUCCACCUACCAGAACCAAUACCCCAAACUGGCCUGGGACCGUGACGGGUUCUUCUGGGGACGCUCCCCAGGAAACGGAAGUUAUCUCACUGCAGUUCUCACGGACCCUGCGGUCGUGACGGGGAUCUUUGUAGAAACCGGAUCCGAGGGCAAAGACCUCCUUCGGUCCGCUCGGGUGGAGAUCGGCCGUGACGUGAUUACCACCGACAGAGGGGAGAAGAGUUGUGAGGAGUUUGAGUCCGUCGGGAUGUUAGAGAACGGGAGGUUUGAGGAGCUGGGGCUGGACAGAAGGUACCCGGCUGCCUCUUCCUGUCUCAGGGUGAUGGUCACCGCGGGCCAGAAGGACUGGGUGAUCAUCAAGAGGAUCCGGAUCACCACAAAGUAGAGGACGGCAAACCCCGAGGGAUGUGUUCAUCUGUCAUGUGACCUGUAUGCCUUGUUCAACACGAUGUACCAACAGUGCCCAAUGAAACCGUGUCAAUAACAACGCGUUUGAUUCCUCUUUGCUAAACGGACUGUUCUUGUUU